GUGUUUCUUAUAAUUACCUCCCUUCAUAGAUGCAUCUUUACCUUUUUUGAAAUGCCUCUACCUCCGGCAUUAGCAGCUCGUCUGCAAAAACGAGGAUUGAUUCAGGAAGCAAAGGAAUCAAAACCAGCCCCACCGUCGUCAACCAAUACAGCGGGUGAGGAGGAGGUAGAGGAAGUGUUUGCAGAGGACUAUGAUGAGCCGGGAAAACUAGAGCCUGUGUCACCCACUGCUGCACUUGAAGUACCCACACAUGAAGAGCCAGAGGAGGAAGAAGACGACCACAUGAGAGAGGUCCCAGCCUGUCCCAACAGAAGUAACCCCUACCAUGAGUGCACAGAUUUCUGCCGGCAGCGCUGGGGUAUGAAGGUCUGGUCUCCAUCUCCAGACAUGAUUCGCAAACGAGAUAGGAUGCUCCGGAAUUACCCGCUCCCUCCAGAUUGGCACGAGAUCGCUGACCCAGAAACGGACCGGUUUUACUACUGGAACACACAGACGGAGCAAGUAUCCUGGCUGUCCCCGCACCACCCCCGUGCAGUCAUAACAAUAUCUGCAGAAAAACUACAUGCUGUGAUGCGUAAUGAACGUGUGGAAUCAGAGAGCGAGGAGAGUGAAGAGGAAGGCAUGGAAGUCAGCGAUAGUGACAGUUCCUCAUCCUCAUCUUCUGAUGAUGAGGAAUAUGACCGUAGGCAUGAGAAGGGACGCCAGGCACAGGACCGCAGGGGGCGUGGUCGGGGCAGACAGAGAGAUGACAUUGAUCCCAUGGACCCGGCUUCAUACUCCGAUAUCCCCAGGGGUGGCUGGUCGGCAGGGCUGGAUCGACCUGGGGAUGCUAAGACAGGUGUAGACUCAACGGCCUCGGGCCCAUUAUUCCAGCAGCGGCCAUAUCCAAGUCCUGGGGCCGUGCUCCGCGCAAACAAGGGCAAAUGAGACAGCUUGUAGAUAGGAAUAUAUAUGGGGAGAAUCAUCAUUGACUAGUGACUAUUAUUACAAUGUGGACAUUUUAACAUAGAUAGCCUAAAUGUGUGGCAAUGCUGCCAAUUGAAUCUUGACAUUUUGCAAUGACAGAUUGUAUGUUUCUGCUGUGUAAUAACACAAUAUCAAGCAUGUUUAGCUCAGUUUUUGUUUACAUUGAAAUAAUAUUAAAUUGGAAACUUAC
Mya arenaria is the source of this 1156-nucleotide messenger RNA. RefSeq names its product polyglutamine-binding protein 1-like. Gene Ontology annotation, biological process: alternative mRNA splicing, via spliceosome. Gene Ontology annotation, cellular component: cytoplasm; nuclear body. The record is from RefSeq and is a predicted model, not a curated record. Gene Ontology annotation, molecular function: ribonucleoprotein complex binding; protein binding. The coding region runs from base 52 to 927 and encodes 291 amino acids. The transcript has 7 exons. Lineage: Eukaryota; Metazoa; Mollusca; Bivalvia; Myida; Myidae.